Messenger RNA from Lotus japonicus, 2859 nucleotides. Its product is annotated as probable folate-biopterin transporter 9, chloroplastic. The record is from RefSeq and is a predicted model, not a curated record. Gene Ontology annotation, cellular component: membrane. The transcript has 2 exons. Bases 481 to 2115 code for a protein of 544 amino acids. NCBI's taxonomy places the organism in Eukaryota, Viridiplantae, Streptophyta, Magnoliopsida, Fabales, Fabaceae.
UUCACUCACUCCCUCCAUAUUUUUCUGGUUUCCCUGAAUAUCCCACCGUUAUGAGACUAAUCUCUCGAGCCUCCUCUCAGAUCAUGCUUAGUGUGUAAGUUUCUUCCAACAAAUGUUUUUUCAUACACAUGAUCCAAUCAUCGAACCUUAAAGAGCUCGACUAUCUACCAAUUGUUGUGUCGCUUAUUGUUCCCCUUCAUCUUUCUUUCUCUAAUCUCUACACAAAAAAACAAAACAAAUCGUCAAAUCUUUCCUUAAAAAUUCCAAUUUAGCAAAAACCCAUCGACACACUCUUCUAGAUCCCUCUCUUCAUCACCCUUCACCCUCAUCUCUGGCACCUUCAUAUUCUCAUUCCUUCUCCUUUCUUCACCCACAGCUCACAACAAGUGUCAUCUUCUGUUUCGCUCUAUCUUCAUCUUUGGUCAAAUCCAGACACCACAACAAGGUUGCAUUAGAAUUUCCAAAUCUAAGAACUGACCCAUGAUUUCCCUUUCAAUUUCUUCACAGAACCCAUUUGUUGGCAGCAUGCCCAGGUCGCAAAAACUGCGUAAGAAGCCACCCUUACCGUCAAAAUCGAGACCCAUUAUUAGUUUUCAGCAGAAGAACCCCAAGAACGCCGUGAACAAACCCACAUUCACGGUGGACACGGCGGCGGCGGCGAACCUGUUUGUUGUGAGAGAGAAGGGGAAGAAGGAGAAGAGGGUGCAUGAGGAAGAGAAGGGUCCUCCUCCUCUAGUUGGGAGCAAGCAAAUGCUGCUCUUGUGUGGGCUUGGUUAUUGGGUUCAGGGGUUUCGGUGUUUUCCAUGGCUGGCUCUGAAUUUUCACAUGGCUAGCAAUCUGAAUUUGCACCCUGCAACGUUGCAGCUUGUGCAGUACUCUGCGAAUCUUCCCAUGGUGGCUAAGCCCCUCUUUGGAAUCCUUUCGGAUGCUUUCUAUAUUGGUGGUGCUCACAGAAUCCCUUAUAUUGUCAUAGGAGUUGUUUUGCAGGCCUUUUCUUGGGGUCUUCUAGCAUUUGUCCCUAUUGUACGUGAUGUGCUUCCCAACUUAGUUGCAACUGCGCUUCUCAGCAACCUGGGAGCAUCCAUUACAGAAGUGGCAAAGGAUGCUCUUGUUACAGAGUAUGGCAUAAAGCACAAAAUCGGUGGCCUACAGUCAUACGCAUUCAUGGCAUUAGCUGCAGGUGGAAUCUUAGGCAACCUGGUUGGUGGUAAUUUUUUGCAGAAAAUGCCUCCCAGAAUCAUGUUCACCAUAUUUUCAUCUUUACUGUCUCUACAACUAGCAAUGUCUUUCUCAACAAGAGAGGACUCUUUAGGCAUACCCCAACUUUCUGAGCAAAAUCUUGCGGGGAAAUCCAUCUCAGAAAACAUUCAGAAACAAGUGUCAGAUCUUGUCACGGCAAUCAGUGACGAAAGUAUUUCCCGCCCUCUAUUAUGGAUUGUUGGAUCAAUUGCCAUGGUCCCAAUGCUUUCAGGCUCUAUAUUUUGCUACCAAACACAGUGUCUAAAUCUUGAUCCUGAAGUAAUUGGGUUGUCUCGAGUGAUUGGCCAAUUGCUGCUUCUUUCAGGAACCGUGCUUUAUAACAGAUAUUGGAAAAAGUUUCCACUGAGAAGGCUGAUGGGCAUCGUGCAGAUUAUAUAUGCUUCGUCUCUACUUCUUGAUCUCGUUUUGGUAAACCAAAUAAAUCUUAAGUUGGGAAUUCCCAAUAAGGUGUUUGCUCUUUGCUUUUCUGGUGUGGCAGAAGUUCUGGCUCAGUUUAAACUCCUUCCCUUAUCAGUUCUAUUUGCAACUCUGUGUCCAAAGGGUUGUGAAGGAUCUCUCACCUCUUUCCUUGCAUCAGCUUUGAUUCUAUCAUCAAUCACAAGUGGUUUUUUGGGGGUUGGAUUAGCCUCUAUGCUUGGCAUUUCAUCUGGUAAUUACUCAGGCUUGACCGCUGGGGUUCUUAUACAGUUCCUUGCAGCUUUACUACCUUUAAGAUGGAUUGAUUCUUUACCUAUGUCACAAUCUGUUCCUGAGAGGAGAAGGAGGGGAAAUAUGAGCAGAAGAGCGCGAAGAAACAGAAGAGUUGGAAAAGUUGUGUUAGGUUCUAUUAAUGACUACCGGCGCGAGAGGGAAUGAGAGUCACAUAGGUGAAAAAUGACCAAUUCUUAGUCCUUAACAUCUUCAAUGAUUGUGCAAGGAUUAAUAGUACUUGGCAUUUUGUGGUUUUCAUCUUCUUUCUCGGGAGGAUGAUUCCUUAUGUCAAAACUAGCUCGGGCGAGUUGACUUCUGAUUCAAAGCUGGGAUUUUUGCACCAUGUUGAAUUCUUAUCUUGGGGCCAACACCUUCUCACAGGUGGUUUUUGAGCAGAGUGGUCCCUGUAUAUUUUUUUGUAAGUUUUUUUUUUGGAAUUCAACAUAGUGCCCCUCUCCAUGCUCCCAGAGUCCCAGUGAUAUGCACUAUAAUUUACCUUUGUUUUUAUGGUCAUAUCAAUAAUGUUCAAAGGUUAUUGACUGAUCAGGAAUAUUCAUCUCACCAUCAGUUCAUGAAGUUACUGAUCAGGAAUAUUCAUCUCACACCAUCAUCAGUUCAUGAAGUUACUGAAUCACAAGUAUGAAAGAAAUUACGAUCCUUUUUUGGGAGCUGACACUUAAAGGCAUAGCAGUGCAGAAAUCAUGAUUGACUAGUGUUGUGAGGGAUCUGCAUUUGUUGAUCAGGGAAUAAAUUACUUCACAGAAUCACAGUAAAAGUUGAAGUUGAUGCUGCAUGCAUAGAAAAAAAAUCAAUAAUUUGUAAAAGAGAAGUAUUUAUCCAGGGUUUAAUGGUACAAUUAUAAUUGAAUCAGUGGUAAUUAAUUUUUCUAUUAUAUACACAUAUAUAUUA